AUGAAGACUGUGCAGAUUCUUUCGAUUGCGGCCGUCGUGCCGAUGAUGGCCGAGGCGUAUGUAUCUCGCAGUGCCUUUGUGGGACGACCAGCGUUGGUCUCUCCCUCCAACAAGGGUCCCUUGACGAUGGACACCGAGAUGGAUUCUCUGGAUAAUGCCUCUCGCAUCAAGCUGGAGAAGACACUUGGCUUGUCGGUUGACUUGGAGACCGCUCAAGCUCAGCAUGGCAUGCCCUGGAAGAACUCCAUCGACCCCAAGGUAGAAGACUCGGAGCUCCUGUACAUGCCUUUCUGGGAAUGGCAAAUGGAUUUCAUGAAAGAAAACCUUCAGGACCUCCGAGUUGUCUCUUGCAGCGAUGGCAAGACAGACUUUGGGUACAAGGAUAACAAAGACAAGAAGGCACGAAUUGUGAAUCUCUGUGCGUCUUCGGCUGAAUAUCGCAAGAUUCGCAUGACCUACUAUGAUGCUGGAGAUAAUACCCAAGUGUUCAACUCGGUAUGGUACCCCGACCCUAAGUACAACCUCCCUGUUCUUGGAAUUGACCUGUUGGCCUUCAACCGAAAGAAGUACUUGGCCAUUGUGGACUUUCAACCUCUCUACGAAGACGAAGAGGAACAUGCUUCCACCUUUGAGCACAUCCUCAAGCCCAUCAAGGAAAAGUACGACUCGCUCAAGGGACGCAUGAGCUCCAAGUUCUACGAUGAGACUCAGUUCUUCUCCCAAGAAAUGCUCUUUGCUCGCUUUGAUGACGAAGACAUUGUCAACAACGAUCUGGCACCGGCCUUUCAGGCUUAUGUGAAAGCCCACUUGGAAUUGGUCAAGAACACCGAACCCGCUCCCAAGGAUGCUUCCAAGGUGUUGGGUCGACAAAAGGCAUACGACACGUACUCUGCCGAGCGUGAUCCAGCUACUGGACUCUUUGCGGCAAUGUUUGGAGGAGAAUGGGCCGGUGACUUUGUCCACAACUUUUUGUUCAGCAUGAGCGAACGACCAAAAGAAGGCAGUGUCCCACAAGGCAUGCCAUUCAUGGGCGGUCCUCCCGGAAGGGGAGGACCCCCUGGUGCUGGUGGUCCUCCAGGGGCUGGCGGCCCUCCUGCCCAAGGCGCUCCCCAACAGCAACAAAAACAGCCGGAGGCCAAAGCGCCAGUGGAGGCACGACGACGAUAA
Molecule: messenger RNA, 1167 nt
Organism: Seminavis robusta
Lineage: Eukaryota; Bacillariophyta; Bacillariophyceae; Naviculales; Naviculaceae
Source: the annotation of a GenBank genome assembly